Messenger RNA from Acaromyces ingoldii, 1482 nucleotides. RefSeq lists its product as hypothetical. Gene Ontology annotation, cellular component: nuclear pore. The coding region runs from base 48 to 1397 and encodes 449 amino acids. Gene Ontology annotation, molecular function: structural constituent of nuclear pore. The record is from RefSeq and is a predicted model, not a curated record. NCBI's taxonomy places the organism in Eukaryota, Fungi, Basidiomycota, Exobasidiomycetes, Exobasidiales, Cryptobasidiaceae. Gene Ontology annotation, biological process: nucleocytoplasmic transport. The transcript has a single exon.
CAAUUGUUGUUGAUCCUUUGUCCCUUUGGUCGGCUGGAAGAGCAAGCAUGUCGCUGUUGGGCACUCGGAGCACGUCCUUUUCGUUUGGGCAGCCGCCUGCGAAACAGCAAUUCAGCUUUGGAUCAAGCGGGGCAGGCGCCGGCGCAAAUACGCCCACGACGAGCCAGCCUCAGCAGUCGACUUCUUCGUUUGGCGGUUUCGGCCAGCCGGCGCAGCAGCAACCUCAACAGCAACAGACAUCCACGUCGUCGCUCUUUGGACCGAAGCCAGCCGGUACCAGCGGUGGGUUCUCGUUUGGACAGCCAGCGCAGCAACAGCAGCAGCAGCAGCAGCCGCAACAAGCGACGAAUGGCUUUAGCUUUGGGCAACCACAACAACAACAACAGCAGCAGCAGCAGGGAUUGACACAAGGGACGGCGGGGGGGAGCUUGUUUGGUGCUGGGACGGGAGGUGGUUUCGGAGGAUUUGGGCAGUCGGCGCCACAGCAACAACAGCCUCAACAAGGACUCCAACAACAAGGUGGCUCACUGUUUGGCCAGACGGGUGCCGGUGGAUUCGGGUUAGGCCAGUCUACACAACAACAACAACAGCCGUCAGGAUUUUCAUUUGGGUCCUCGACGCAGCAGCAACCCCAACAACAGCAACAACAACAGCAGCAGCAGCAGCAACUGCAGCAGUCUCAGCUGCAAUUUCAGCCUUCGGCGGCAGCAGGACCCUCCGUUGACCCUGCCUCGCCCUUUGCGCGGUACGGGUACCACCAACGGGAGCGCUUCAAUGAUCUGCCCGAAGACGCACGCAAGCUCGUCGAAGAGCUCGAUGCCCACAUAUCGUCGCAGCAGCGCCUCAAAGAGGAGCUUUCGUCGCGCGACUUUGGUGCCGAGAUCCGCAAGGCUGCCCAGGAAUGGAACGAGCUUACUGCCUCGCUCUCCAAUGUCUCGGCCACGCUCGAGCAGGACUCCACCGUGGCAAAGAGCAUCGCCGAGCGUGUCGAGACGGACCGGGCAGACUACGCGACCCUGUACGAGAUUGCGGUCAACUUCAAAGAAGGCAGAGGCGACGGUGCGCAAUGGGCCGCUUGGCCCGCCAGCUUCUUUGCCAAGUCUGCCAUGGAAUUUCGUGACAGGAUCAACCGUUACCGAGCAACGAUGGAGCAGAUCGAACGGCACCUCUCCUCCGUCGAUCAGCGCUUCUCGGCUGACUCGAGCCGGGUCACGGCGCAGCAUUCACCCCAGGCAAUCGCCGAUGUCAUCCGAGCGCAGCACACUAGCUUCAUGGCCCUAGCCUCCAACGUAGCGGCGCUGCAUUCAGAGGUCGAUGCGCUCAAGAAGGAAUACCAGAGAUGGUAUAGGCAGCAGCACAAUACCGUCAGGGAUCCCUUCAGCGCUUCCUUGAUGUAAUCUCUCUCUCUCUCUCCCUGCCUACCGCAAUCGCAUAAUCUACAUUUGACAAAAAUACAGCUGUAUCACUCUGUAGUCUACUUUG